Molecule: messenger RNA, 1832 nt
Organism: Diceros bicornis minor
Lineage: Eukaryota; Metazoa; Chordata; Mammalia; Perissodactyla; Rhinocerotidae
Product: cytochrome P450 2D14-like
Exons: 9
Coding region: 76-1635 (519 amino acids)
Biological process (GO): xenobiotic metabolic process; arachidonate metabolic process
Cellular component (GO): cytoplasm; intracellular membrane-bounded organelle
Molecular function (GO): heme binding; oxidoreductase activity, acting on paired donors, with incorporation or reduction of molecular oxygen, reduced flavin or flavoprotein as one donor, and incorporation of one atom of oxygen; iron ion binding
Source: RefSeq, a predicted model, not a curated record
UGGCCUGGUCCUAGGUCCUGGUGUGGUGAGGGGUGCCUGUGUGUCCAGAGGAGCCCAGUGCCCACUGAGGCAGCCAUGGGGCUGCUGACCGGGGAGACAUUGGGGCCCCUGGCCGUGGCCGUGGCUGUCUUCCUGCUCCUGGUGGACCUGUUGCACCGGCGACAACGCUGGGCCCCACGCUACCCACCAGGCCCCAUGCCCCUGCCUGGGCUGGGCAACCUGCUGCAGGUGGACUCCCUGGACAGGCGUUGCUCCUUUACUCAGCUUCGGCACCGCUUCGGGGAUGUGUUCAGCCUGCAGCUGGCCUGGACGCCAGUGGUCGUGCUCAAUGGGCUGGUGGCCAUUCGAGAGGCGCUGGUGUACCGCAGCGAGGACACCUCCGACCGCCCACCUGUGCCCAUGUUCCAGCACCUGGGCUUUGGACCGCAGGCGGAAGGAGUGAUCCUGGCCCGCUAUGGGCGCGCGUGGCGGGAUCAGCGACGCUUCUCCGUGUCCACCCUGCGCAACUUCGGCCUGGGCAAGAAGUCACUGGAGGAGUGGGUGACCGAGGAGGCCUCGUGCCUCUGCGCCGCCUUCGCAGACCAGGCCGGACGCCCCUUUAGCCCCAACGCCCUCCUGAAUAAAGCAGUGAGCAAUGUGAUCGCCUCCCUCACCUUCGGGCGCCGCUUCGAGUACAACGACCCGCGCUAUCUCAAGAUAUUGGACGUAAUGGAGGAAGUAGAGAAGGAAAACUCCGGCUUCUUGACCCAGGUGCUGAAUGCGAUCCCUGUGCUCCUGCACAUCCCGGGGGUGGUCGCCAAAGUUUUUCCGGGGCAUAGGGCCUUCAUGGCCCUGUUGGAUGAGCUGGUUGCUGAGCACAGGAUGACCCGGGACCCAGCCCAGCCUCCUCGAGACCUGACUGACGCCUUCCUGGAUGAGGUGGAGAAGGCCAAGGGGAACCCCGAGAGCAGCUUCAAUGAUGAGAACCUGCGCCUGGUGGUGUCUGACCUGUUCACCGCUGGGAUGGUGACCACCUCGACCACGCUGGCCUGGGCCCUCCUGCUCAUGAUCCUGCACCCGGAUGUGCAGCGAGGUCGGGGUCCAGCCCCCUGGGUUCUGACCACUGUGGGGACGCUUGUCUGUCCAGGCCGUGUCCAACAGGAGAUCGAUGAGGUGAUUGGCCAGGCGCGGCGACCAGAGAUGGGGGACCAGGCCCACAUGCCCUUCACCAUGGCCGUGGUCCAUGAGGUGCAGCGCUUUGGGGACAUCAUCCCAUUGGGUGCACCCCACAUGACAUCCCGCGACACUGAAGUGCAGGGCUUCCUGAUCCCCAAGGGGACGACACUCAUCACCAACUUGUCAUCAGUGCUGAAGGAUGAGACCGUCUGGAAAAACCCCUUCUGCUUCUACCCCGAGCACUUUCUGGACGCCCAGGGCCACUUUGUCAAGCAGGAGGCCUUCAUGCCCUUCUCAGCAGGCCGCCGCUCAUGCCUCGGGGAGCCCCUGGCCCGCAUGGAGCUCUUCCUCUUCUUCACCUGCCUCCUGCAGCGCUUCAGCUUCUCGGUGCCCGCUGGGCAGCCCCGCCCCAGCGACCAUGGUGUCUUUGGACCCAUAGUGAACCCAUCCCCCUACCAGCUCUGUGCUACGCCACGCUAGAGGGGGACACUAACUGCCCAACCUGCUCCUCAACGGGGGCCCUGAUGUCCAAUAAACCAGUCUGAUGGCUCCAACCUGGCUUGAGUCCCACCUGAUUCCCCUGAUCAGCUCCUGGCAGGGAUGAAGCAUUAGUUGCCUCCCCAGAGCCAGCUCCUACCCUUACCUGAUCCAGCCUCAUCUGACAUUUGACCCCAUUU